Molecule: messenger RNA, 489 nt
Organism: Zasmidium cellare ATCC 36951
Lineage: Eukaryota; Fungi; Ascomycota; Dothideomycetes; Mycosphaerellales; Mycosphaerellaceae
Exons: 3
Coding region: 1-489 (162 amino acids)
Source: RefSeq, a predicted model, not a curated record
AUGGACACGAAGGAUGCGCGUUGCCGAGGUGACACUCCGACGGCUCUGCAUCUCGAGCAGCUCACGCUGGGCCUGUAUGACGCCUAUGACCGUCGCGACUUCGAUAAACCGCUGCGGAACUUCAUAUGUCCUACGUUCCGAAAUGCGCCGCGCUCUCCAACCUCCACUGCGCCGGAUCAGCGUAUGCAGAAGCAUCGAAAUGCGACCUUCUCGUCCACUGGAUAUGAUGCAUUUGUGGAGCUGAUGAACCUGGAGUACUUCCAGACCGAUUUCCGCAUGAAAGUCACCGAAGUCUCUGCAGAUGUCGACGAGGACGCAGGAGUUGCCCGCGUAUGGAAGGUCGGCCGUGUCAUAGGUCUUCCGGAAGGGCAGGAGCGCGAGUCUGUCACCUGCCUUGAAUGGAAGCGACAGGCCAACGGUGACUGGCUGUGCGUAAUGCACUUCGGUCUCAGCGGAGUUCCCAUGGGCGAGCCUCCUUUAGGCUCAUAG